AUGUCUUCUAUUGUUGGAUUGAACCAUCUCUCGGAAGCACUCAUCGAUGCUGGAAACAGACUUCUCAGCCCUCAUUCUUCAACCGACGAGCUUCUUACUCUUCUCGAUGAAACUGAGUCUCUGCUUAGAAAGGUGGAGCAAGAUCAACCCUUGUCAAUGCAAAAUGCCCUAAUCCCCUCCAAGAAUGCUUUGGUUUCAAGUGACCUCUUAAGCCACCCUGAUUCUGAUGUUAGGGUUUCUGUUGUCUCCUGCUUAACUGAAAUCGUCAGGAUUACUGCCCCACAGGCACCUUACACUGAUGAUCAGAUGAAGGAAAUCUUCAAAUUGACGAUAGAAGCUUUUGAGAAGCUAGCUGAUGCGUCCUCUCGCAGCUACCAGAAAGCUGAGUCUGUUCUUGAUAAUGUAUCAAAGGUCAAAUCAUGUUUGGUCAUGUUGGACUUGGAGUGCGAUGACCUCAUUCUACAAAUGUUUCAUAUCUUCUUGAAAAUCAUAAGAUCUGAUCAUCCACGAGUGGUGUUUUCGUCCAUGGAGAUGAUAAUGAUUACAGUAUUAGAUGAAAUCGAAGAAGUGUCCAGGGAUUUUCUCGAUACUUUGUUAGCUAGUGUCAAAAAGGAUAAUCAGAAUGUUUUACCAAUGGCUUGGAGUCUUGUGGAGAAAGUUCUUAGUAGAUGUGCCCGUAAACUUAAACCAUACAUUAUGGAAGUUUUGAAGUCUACAAUGGCCAGCUUGGAUACGUAUUCUCCAGUAGUUACGACCAUAUGCCAGACUGUUUUUGAAACUCCAAAGGUCCACAAUGUUGUUGACGCCAAAGAAAAUGAGGACAAACUGGUUUUGGGGCAUCCUCGUAAGGAGACUCGUUCUAAAAGUGGUUCCAAGAAACCUGCUAGAGAUGGAACUCAACGAAUCAAUGUGCAUGAAAACUUAAGUAAAGGAAAGCAAGUCUGGUCUGAAAGUAGAGAUGCAGAAACAGAUUUAGGAGUUACAGGGAAGAGAGGACGGAAACCAAAUUCAUUGAUGAAUCCUGAGGAAGGUUAUGACAUUCCUUGUCUUUCCGGGAAAAGAGAUUCUUUAAAGACAUGUUCAUCAAACAAAAAGCUUCAGAGAAAAGGAUCAGGAGGAGGAGAAUCAUCAUCACUUGAAAAGCUGGCUGCAAAGAAAACACCUCCGGCUGCUAAAGAAUCUUCCCCAGCCACUUCUAGUAGGGCUCUGACGGGUUCAGUUAAACGAAGCAGGGUUAAGAUGGAGGACACUGAUCAUGAUUUAGAUUCUCUUUCUUCAUCACCGAAAUUGAAGAAGUUGGCAUCAUGCUUCCGGGAUGAAGAGCCUCUUGAGAAAGAAUCAAACCAGGAGAGCUAUGAAAUACCAGAAGAUGACACAAAGAUAGGAGAAUCAAGCAAGAAGAUAAAGUCCCAGAAUGGCGGGAAAAAGAAGCCAAUUGUGAACUCCAGCGGAAAAAGAUCAUCAGCUCGCACAGCUGCUAAAAAAAAGACUUUGGAAGGUGCAUCUUCGGAUACUCUUGUUCCCCAGUCAUCAAAUGACAAGAAGAAGAAACCUCAAGUGGAAGCUAGACCAUCAGCAGAAGAAUCUGAAGAAACUUCAAAAAGCCAUUCAGUGAGGAGUCGGACAGCAAGAAAAGAAGUGGAGUCUGAUACGAAUGGCUUUGGUGCGGAUUUAGUCGGUAAGAGAGUUAAAAUCUGGUGGCCGCUCGACAAGACUUUUUAUGAAGGCGUCAUAGAUUGUUAUUCUGGUCGUACGAAGAUGCAUCGGGUAUCAUAUACUAAUGGAGACGUAGAACAGCUUAAUCUCGUUAAUGAACGCUGGAAGUUACUUGAGGAUCUCCCUUCUGCCAGUGAGAAGAAGGUUACUCAAGUUGCAGCUAGACCAUUGGCAGAAGAAUCUGAAGAAAAUUCAAAGAGGCAACCAAUGAGGAGCCGGACAGCAAAAAGACAAGUGGGUUCUGACAAGAAUGGCUUUGGCGAGGAUUUGGUGGGUAAGAGAGUUAAUAUCUGGUGGCCGCUGGACAAGACUUUCUAUGAAGGCGUUGUAGCGACUUAUUCCAGUCGUAAGAAGAUGCAUCAGGUAGUAUAUACUGAUGGAGAGUCAGAACAGCUUAAUCUCGGUAAAGAACGCUGGGAGCUACUUGAGGAUCUCUCUUCUGAUAGUGAGCAGGAUAUGGAGAUUGAUCUGCCAGAAUCCACUCCUUUAUUUGACAUAAUGCAGAAAGUCAAGAAAGGCAAAAACGUGGCGUUGUCCUCUAAGAAGGAUUCUGGCAAAAAGGCAAGGGUGGAAGGGAAGAAUCUCAAAUCGUUGAAAGAGUUGAGUGCUCAAACCCAGAGAAGGGAAGAGCAGGAAGCGAGUCGAGAUGUGGACGAGGAAAGCGAAGAUGAGUAUUAUAACAGUGAGAUGCAUGAACAAUCCGAAAACAAAAGUGAAGAGAACCUGAAAUUGACUGAGACAGAAGCCAAAGAAGAAGAUGAACAGUUUCAAAAUCCAGAGGCUGAGAGCGAGAGAGAUGGCUCAGAGUCAGAAGAAGAGCCGAAGUGGAGAGAAACAGAUGAUAUGGAGGAUGAGGAAGCAGAAGAGAGAGAAGAAGAGGCUGGUGAUAAAGUGCCAGAAGAAAGCACAAGCCUCUCUGAGAUUGAGAAAGACGCUGAUGAAGAGAGAGGGUCUUGA
Molecule: messenger RNA, 2673 nt
Organism: Eruca vesicaria subsp. sativa (arugula)
Lineage: Eukaryota; Viridiplantae; Streptophyta; Magnoliopsida; Brassicales; Brassicaceae
Source: the annotation of a GenBank genome assembly